Messenger RNA from Boleophthalmus pectinirostris (great blue-spotted mudskipper), 3316 nucleotides. RefSeq names its product ERBB receptor feedback inhibitor 1. The record is from RefSeq and is a predicted model, not a curated record. Bases 263 to 1288 code for a protein of 341 amino acids. Gene Ontology annotation, cellular component: extrinsic component of cytoplasmic side of plasma membrane. Gene Ontology annotation, biological process: regulation of keratinocyte differentiation; negative regulation of epidermal growth factor receptor signaling pathway. The transcript is spliced from 4 exons. Lineage: Eukaryota; Metazoa; Chordata; Actinopteri; Gobiiformes; Gobiidae.
GCCCCGGAGUGUUGUCAGAACUGGGAUGUGCACAUGGUUCGAUGCUCGCUGGGAAUCUUGCUGCGUAAAAGCGAAGAAAAACGCGGAGUUUGGCGAGAAGUCAUUGGAUAAAUGUUAUUUGGCCGAUACAAUGGGAGUAGCCAGCCACGUUUUGCGCGUUUGUUGGUGUGUGGCCUGAAGCAGUAAUGGAGCGAGUCCUGUACCGAUAUCAGACAACUUUUGAUGCUUUUUAAAAAUACAAAAAUAUAUUUACGGUGUCAACAUGGCUGGGAAUGAGAAUAACCUAUGGGGACAACACGGUCUGAGCAGAGACUGCUUCGGACUGGACAUGGACCACAACCUCAGGGGCCUCCACAAGGACUUUGCUUCUCUCUCCCAUCCGCCUUACUUCUCCGACGCUUACCUCGCCUCUCAGCGUCUCCUCCGACCUCCACAAGAGGGGGACCAGGUCGUGCCUUCAGCCCAGAGAGGGUGCACCGUCUUGAGACAGCGCGCGUCCAAACCCUUACCGCCUCUUCCAGACCCCGAGGAGCUCAUGUCUGACGAAGCCGCAGACCAAGAAGUGGAGUUUUUCACUAGUGACCGACGAUGCCUGCUCCCGAAGUCCUUCCCCAAAGCCCCAUGUAAAGGAAGCAGUAAUGUCAGCUCUAGACACAACGGGCAAGUGAACUACGCUUAUCAGGAUGCAUCUUUGCUUGAUAAAGACAGUGGGAAUAUGGCGUUUUCAUGGCCUGGAUGCGAUGACAGACUACCAGCUAGAGGCAGCCAUUUCCCUGCGAAUAACUGGGAUAACGGAGAUGCAUUCUGGGGCAAACCUGACGAUUUAACCCCGAAAAUGCGCUUUUCUUGCUCUGUUCCUCCUAUUCCCGACGACAAACCAGAAGUCCCACCGCGCAUACCGAUCAAACCUAAAAACCUGACUUUUUCGAACGACGAUAAACCCCCGAAAAUCCCACCCAGAGUCCCGCUGGUACCACCCUGCCCCCCCAGAACGCCAAGCCCGAAAAGUCUGCCCAUCUACAUCAACGGAGUCAUGCCGCCCACGCAGAGUUUUGCUGCUAACCCCAAUUACGUUAGCAAGACUUUACAGCGCCAUCACAGUGAAAGGGUGCCCAGUACGACACAGUCUUCACCGUGUAUAGUGCCCAUUUUAAAAGAUGGAAGGCAAGCCAGUACCACACACUACAUCUUACUACCUCCAGGGGCGCCGGCAAGCUCAAACCGGAGAGACAGACUGCAAAGUGAACCGACCAGGAAGUCAAACGGCGGCUUCUGGAAAAAACGAUAAAUAUAAUAAUAUAACAGUAUGAAAUGGACAUUAAAGGGAUGUUAUGAAGGAGGUAUGAAUGAGGUCCAUAGUCAUUACAAGACGGUUUAAGCAAAUAGGAGGAGUGUCUGCUACUUUGGGGUAUUGAAAUGCUCCAAUCAGGUAUGGCUGUAUGACCACAGGCCCAGAAUAUUGCCCUGUACAAAAUAGACAAGAAAUAUUGAGUAAAAUUAUUUAAAAAUACCAGAAGACACUUUUAGAAACCUUUAAAAGAAACUAUAAUUGGAAAAAAUGACCACUAAAAGACUAAAAAUAGGCCAUUAGCGACAUUUAUGCUACACAAAUUAUACAAAAUUUUAUUACUAUUAUUGUUUAAAUUACUUAAAUUAAAAAAAUAUAUAAAUUUGUACCAUCAUAGUUUCCAUGGGACCUAUAGGAAACACUGUAGUGGUCUCAGAAAUCACUCAAGUGAGAGAAAAAAGUGUUUCUGGAAACAUCUACUACAGUAGGAGUAACUGGACAUGAGAUUUGAUUUAUAAUUUGUUCUUCUGAAGAACAAAAUGUUAAACCAUAUCUCAUAUUUACAGGUCAAACCACAAAAAUGAGAAAAACUCAAAGUAUUUUUGGCACUCACAGUGGAAUGAGUAACCAAGAGGACACUAUAAAAUGUAUUACUAAGAGAAGAACAAUUUUAUGACAAAUUUACUUUAUAACACUUCAGGGAACAAAUAUAUUUAACCUGUAUCAUCUUGGACCGAAUUUGAACAAUACUAAAAUCUAACAAACUGGGAACAUCCUCAAAUAACUUCUCCUCUUGUUGAGCCUGUGGUCAUAGUGCGAUACCUGGUUGCUAUGUUGUAUUAUAUAUAAAAGGGAUUAAAUGGAGUUUGUGAAUUAAUCUUAUCACAUUAUAAUUAAGCGAUAAGAGCUUGACAUCUGGACAUAGUCUUAACAUGACUAAUUACAGGGAAGUUGAUACUGAAAGAACUUCUCGUUCCUUGUAUUUUAAAGUGGUCCAGAUCGUCAGCUCUUUUCUUGACUUCGAUUAUAGUUAUCGUAAUUGACGACAUAUAAUCCCUUUAGGAUGUAAUAUGUUACCUGCCAGUAUUCCAUAGUAAAUCAAGAAAACUAACAUUCCAGUAUUUUAAUCAAUGUUAGAGAGAUAUACCUCCUGAAACCUCUGUGGAGUGGUUGGCCUUUACUCACUGAUCACUUUAUUUGGUACACUGUUUUUGUUGUGCUUCUAAAUACGAGUCACAUUACAGCAAAAAAUCCACAGGACAAAAAAGGAAUUAAAAGAAACUUGUAACCUAAAACUAAACUAAAUGUGGCAAGUUUCCUGAGUAUUAUAUUAGAAGCGAAUUUGAAGCAUUAUUGGUGUACCUAAUAAAGUGUCCGUGUGUGUAGUGAAAUGAGCCUUACCAGGACUGAACUCUUAACUGUGUACAAGCUGGGCUUGUACAGACAUGAUGUGUCUUUUUACAACUUGCUGCUUCAAUUUUACUGUAAUUAAAUGUAUUUAUAGACUUAAUUAAAUUACAAUUUAUCAAACGUAUUUUAAAGAAACAAACAUGUUAUAGUCAAUUAGUCACUUAAUUGAAUUUAUUUUUAAGUAUUUUACUUAUCGUUAUGAAAUCAUCUUCACCAAUAGAUCGUUAAUGUAGUUUUAGUAUUUUCACCUUUAAUAGGCAGAUUAUUAUAUAAACAGAUUAUAUAAUAUAAUUUUAUAUUAUCAUAUAAACAGUGUCCACACAUUAAAAUCAUACUAGUUUAGCAUCAACUUUUCAUGGGUCACUUAUAGUCUCAGAUACACCUGGAAACCUCUUAAUAUAGGCUUUUAUAUGAAAAAUGAAAUGUGUUAAAAUCAGUAAAACUGACUCUAAAAAGCAAUGGUAACUUCAGUUGAUCCGUCCUAAUGUAGAUAUGUUUCAUUGUCAGUGUUUACAGCUUCCUCUGUACAUUAUAUUGGUAAUUUUGUCUUAAGGUUUCUGAGAGUAUUGUAACAUUUGUUUAAUCUAUUUAUAGAAAUAAAGUAACUUAUUCAUUCAA